This is a messenger RNA of Mycosarcoma maydis (corn smut), 3333 nucleotides long. RefSeq names its product mannose-ethanolamine phosphotransferase MCD4. The record is from RefSeq and is a predicted model, not a curated record. NCBI's taxonomy places the organism in Eukaryota, Fungi, Basidiomycota, Ustilaginomycetes, Ustilaginales. The coding region runs from base 1 to 3333 and encodes 1110 amino acids. Gene Ontology annotation, cellular component: endoplasmic reticulum membrane. The transcript has a single exon. Gene Ontology annotation, biological process: GPI anchor biosynthetic process. Gene Ontology annotation, molecular function: mannose-ethanolamine phosphotransferase activity.
AUGGCUCAAGAGAUGCCGGGCAGAGUGCCGGCAGCUUCGGAUCCGCCUCGCUCUUCUGGCUACGACGCAGGGCCUCCGGCUGUUGCCACCAAAGCCAAGAAGGCUGCCAAGACCUCUCCGGUCCGCUUCUUGCUCCUCAAUCUGUUGUUUCAUAUCGUCUACAUUUCAUCCAUCUUUGACAUCUACUUCACCUCGCCCGUUGUUCAUCCUGAACCCCGCUUCAGCGUCAAAGGAACCGUUCAACACUCGACCAAUACCAGCACGGACCAUCUCCAAGCGCCCGCGAAGCGUCUCGUACUGAUUGUCGGCGACGGACUGCGUGCCGAUACUCUCUUCAAGAAGCACUCUCCUCCACUCUUGCCAACAUGGUCAAUACCGCGAGAUGCCUCCUAUAGUCAAGAUGGCGUUUUGGGCUCGUGGACAUCGUUCGCCAAGGAUCCCCUACGCCAACCGUACCCGUACCCGCUCGCCCUCGAAUCGAACAAGUUGAUAACAGAUGCCCAAGAGCUGUCAGGUCAAGCCCCAGAUUCUGCCUUUGCAGCGCCAUUCCUGCGCAGCGUUUCCAGAAACCGCGGUGUGUGGGGCCUCAGUCAUACUCGUGUGCCUACCGAGAGCAGGCCAGGUCAUGUUGCCAUGAUUGCAGGCAUGUACGAAGACGUCAGUGCCGUGACGAAAGGAUGGAAGCUCAAUCCCAUUGCCUUUGACUCGCUCCUCAACCAGUCCAGCCACUCCUUUGCUUUUGGCUCCCCUGACAUCGUGCCCAUGUUUGCCGUUGGAGCGGCAGCUGACCGGGUCGACAUGUGGACCUACGACGAGCAAGACGAAGACUUUACCAAGGAUGCCAGUCACUUAGACUUGUGGGUCCUGGACCGCUUCAAAGACCUUCUCAAACGAGCACACAACGAUGCGCCGCUCAACGCAAAGAUACGAGAGCCAGGUACUGUCUUCUUUCUUCAUCUGCUAGGUCUCGACACCACAGGUCAUACCUACCGUCCCAACUCUCCAGAAUAUGUCGGCAACACGAUCGUGGUCGAUGCAAUCACACGUGAGGUCGAGCGGCUUAUUAACGAGUUUUUCGACAACGACGAGCGAACUGCCUACGUGUUCACAGCUGAUCAUGGUAUGAGCGUUAAAGGAAACCAUGGUGAUGGUGACCCAGACAACACGCGCGCACCACUCGUGGUGUGGGGAGCGGGAGUGCGCGAACCUAGACCCGCCACGUCACAGCAGAAAAGGCUGGCAAUUGCUGAAGCAAAGCAGGAUUCUUACUUUGCCGAUUGGCAUCUCAAUGAUAUUGUCCGUUCUGACGUCGACCAGGCCGACAUCACACCGCUCAUGUCCACAUUGCUUGGUGUGCCGGUCCCGGCCAACUCGCAAGGUCGCCUCCGUCUCAAUUUGACAAAUCUGCCCGAAGAGCACAAAGCACGUGCGCUUCUUGCAAAUGCUCAACAAGUGCUCGAGACCUAUCGAGUGAAACACAACGCGCGAGGUAGAAGGAUGGUGCGGUAUAAGCCUUUCGUUCCUCUCUCGCAAGGGAUCGGAGAAGCGCAUCCAGGCGAGAAAAGGGUAUCCCAAAUCCUGGCUCACAUUCAAGAGGGUCAGUUCGAGCAAGCCGUUAUCCAGAGCAAUGCGCUCAUCGACGAUUCCAUCGAAGGUGACCGUUAUCUGCAGACGUAUGACUGGCUGUUGCUGUGCUCGAUUGUCGCGAUGGGCUAUGUAGGCUCCAUGGUGUACGCAUUCACCUUUUUGCUUCGCAACUACAUGCUUCCAGACGAGUUGAUAGACGGCCUGAUCUCUAGCUCCUUGUCCGGCGUUAAGAAGCGGCCAACUUUCGUCAAGGUUGCGGUCGCGCCACUUUCAGGGGCAAUGUUUGCACUAUUUGCUGCGCAGGAGAUGCCUAUAUCAUACUACCUCUACGCCGCUCUGGCGUUCUUAUUCUGGGGUCGUAUUCUUGAUGAAACGCCCAUUCUAUUUGCGGCCUAUCAACACAUCUCACGGUCCAACGGAGGCACCUCCAAAAUCAAGGCAGUGAUCAUGGUGGUAUCGAGCCUCGGGAUGAUGGAGCUCAUGGCAAUUGGGUAUCUUUAUCGAGUCGCCUGGUUCAUCGGCUUUGUGCUGAUCGGCUUUGCCUGGCCUGCCUUUGCUCUGUCGGCCGACUUCAAGUCGGACAACGAGGGCCUUGUCCUCGUGUGGGGUCUUUCAUGUCUCAUGACCGGUCUCUUCACGAUUGGCGACGUCAACAAGGAGGAGAGCAUACCCUUGCUGAUGCUGAGCGCUACCUUGUUCCUCGCUGCAGGCUGUCUCGUCAUUACUCGUCCGCACCUUUUUUUUCCGAUUGCAUUCACUCCACAGGCGACAAAUGAUGACGCGUUUGGACAAGCGAUCGCAGAUGCGCACUCACUACAUCUUCUUCACACUUUGCGAACGCUCCGUGUGCAGUUGGCUGUGCUCGUCAUCACCGCCAUUACAACAGCCAUCUCAGCAAGGUCACUGCAACUCAAGCAGGGACUUCCAUUCGCGACUCAGGUGCUGGCGUGGAUCUGUCUUGCCACGUGUCUCGUCUUUCCGUUUACAUAUGGCUUUAGUCGGGCCAUCUCAAUUGGGGCAGAGGGAGACGCACCUCACAGAGCAAAAAUCAGACAGUCAAGUAGUCAACGCUUGGCAAUCGUUGUUUUCGCAUUCGCUCCGGUUUUUGUACUUCUCUCGCUGCGGGACGAAGUAUUGUUCUUUGGCUGCUAUGCGGUGACAUUGCUCAUCUGGGCCAAGAUGGAAGGGUCGCUUCACGAAUCUCAGCUCGAAGGAGUACGAGCAGGACAAACGGAAAGAUUGCUGCAGCUACCAGAGCUGAGGGUCAGCCUUUUCUAUCUCUUCUUCCUUCACGUCGGCUUCUUUGGGACAGGCAACAUCGCGUCGAUCUCCUCAUUCUACCUUUCACCAGUGUACCGCCUCGUACCGAUAUUCAACCCAUUCCUUAUGGCCACACUGCUGAUUCUCAAGAUUCUCGUACCGUUCCUCAUCCUUAACGCGAUCUUCUCACUCCUGGCAACCAGCCUCCCACUUACUGCCACUGCUGGGAUGCCAAAAACAAUGGAUCGAGGCUUCAAGUUGCUCGGCGAUACCUCUCCGGGAGGUCUUGGUCUCGACUCUGCUUUCAGUUUGGUCUUCGGAGCUGGUAUUGCAGCAGACGUGCUGGCCCUCAACUUUUUGUUCGCUGUCAAGAGCCAAGGAAGCUGGUUAGAGAUUGGACAGACAAUCACACAUUUCGUCAUGGCUAAUUUGCUGCAGAUCUUCAUGCUUGCGCUGGCAGCAGCAAGCUCUGCUAUUCUCGGGUGA